AUGCCACCCAAGGUAGAUCGAACUCACAGGAAGAAGGAUGUGCAUGAUAUUUCAAGUAACCCCAAGGCGACCCAAAGUGCUUCUACUCAGUUGUCUGGAACGCCAUCGCUUGACACGGAUUACGCCAUGCUUUCAGCAAGUCAGCUUCUUAAAGCUGUUCUCGAGCGUAACACCGAUCCCGUAAUCGAAAAGAUGCUCCUUGCUUUGGCGGAGAAGAUUCCGAAAGAGAUGUCAGAGCUUAUGGAAGCGGAUAAACGCUCCAGAAGUAUCGUACUGAGCGGACUCGAAGAAGCUCCCUCACAUUCACUGCCGUCCGAGAAGCAGAGAGAUCUCGAGGCGAAGGUUUCCGAUGUGUUGGACGUUCUGAAUGUGGAAUGCCGCCCUGUUGAAGUCUAUAGGAUGGGGAAAGAGGACCGUUCUCGUCCCAGACUUGUAAAAGUCCUCCUACCUUCCCGAUUUCAUUGGCGCACUGCAUUAGCUAAUGCAAGAAAUUUGAAAUCAAGUGGGUUCGCGAACAUUUUUGUCAGAAGGAGUAUGACCCCUGAUGAGAGGAAACUUGAGUAUGAACUUCGACAGCAGGCCAGGGAGCGCAACAGAGGUAAGUCUAUUCGCGAAUGGGUGGUUUAUAAAGGAGAGCUCAGACGUGCCGCAGAACUGUCGCAGAGAUCCUCGGGAAACGCCUGA
Haemonchus placei is the source of this 684-nucleotide messenger RNA. The record is from the annotation of a GenBank genome assembly. NCBI's taxonomy places the organism in Eukaryota, Metazoa, Nematoda, Chromadorea, Rhabditida, Trichostrongylidae.